This is a messenger RNA of Odontomachus brunneus, 3319 nucleotides long. Its product is annotated as integrin beta-nu-like. The record is from RefSeq and is a predicted model, not a curated record. Gene Ontology annotation, molecular function: integrin binding. Gene Ontology annotation, cellular component: integrin complex; cell surface; focal adhesion. The transcript is spliced from 13 exons. Bases 594 to 2966 code for a protein of 790 amino acids. Gene Ontology annotation, biological process: integrin-mediated signaling pathway; cell migration; cell adhesion mediated by integrin. Lineage: Eukaryota; Metazoa; Arthropoda; Insecta; Hymenoptera; Formicidae.
CGACACCGGCGACAGUUCGUUCGUCACGCGUGGACUCGCGCGUAUGAUCGCGCAAAACGAUCGACCUUCGGCGGUCCGUCGGCGGUAAUUAGUCACUUGAAGACGGAAGAGGCGGCGAUGUCGCGUACUCGUCGGGACGUAUGAUGCGGUAAUCGCACCGAAUACGUAUAUGCCGAUUCCGAUCUGGGGGGUCCCACACGUUCGCCAAAUCGGCGAUUCGCCGCUACGGCUUUAUCGCUAUCGCGCUGAUAAGAGAAAACAGACGCGCUACAACUUUAUCCGUAUGCCGAUUGCGCGGGCCGGAGUUACGCGCCGGAUCCCGAUGUGCCACCUGUGCCUUUCGCGCGAAUAGAGCGCGUGUCAAUUCGCGCGCGACCGAGACCUAUAUUUCCCACAGUGCGCUGUGAUAUGCGAUAUCGCGAUAUCGCGCUCGAUCGAUGCCAAAGUGGCAAGUCCCGAGAGCGAUUAUUGCGCAGAGACGAUCGCGUGGUCGAUAAAAAGCGCGGCCAAAGAGAAGAGGAACGAACGCGCUGCGUGUAUGCGUGCGCGCGUGUCGUCGUGAUCGAAUAGAUACCGUGCGUGAACCGAAUGAGAUGAAGCCUCGCGCCGGAUCCUCGCUAUUUUCCGUCUGGACAGUGAGUCUGUACCUCGCGAGGAUAUGCUCGUGCGUCGACACGAAGAUUCUGAGCCUCUGCAGCGCUCAGAGCAGCUGCGAGAAUUGCUUGGAGGCGAACUUGGCUUGCGCGUGGUGCAGCGAUUGGGCUUAUUCAAAUUCCACGCACGGAAAGCCGAGGUGCAACGUGCCGGAGCGUCUGCGUGCAUUCGGCUGUCCAGCUGCGGAGAUACGCACGGCGCCGCCGGGAUCGCUGGAAUUGCUGGCGAACGAGGACUUUCAGGAUGUCUCGAACGACCGCGCGCCGGUGCAGCUGAGACCGCAGAGGCUGCGACUCAGGAUCAGGCCGCACGCCAGCCAAGAGCUGAGGCUCCAGUAUCGGCCGGCUAAGAAUUAUCCCUUGGAUCUCUACUAUCUUAUGGAUCUCACAUGGUCGAUGAAGGACGACAAAGAGACUUUGGUGAGUCUGGGCUGGAGGAUGGCCAACACCCUCGGCACCUUCACCACCAACUUUCGCCUCGGUUUCGGCAGCUAUGCCGACAAGCCCUUGAUGCCGUACAUCUUCCCAGGUCACGAGGAGAACCCGUGUAAGAGCGAGCACGCCUUCUGCACACCGCUAUACUCGUUCUGGCAUCAUCUGGAGCUGACCGACAACAUACCCCGUUUUAUCCAUGAAGUGAAUUACAGUUCAGUGACCGGCAACGUGGAUAAUCUGGAGGGCGGCCUCGACGGAGUCGUGCAAGCGAUCGUUUGCACCCGCCAGGUCGGAUGGGCUCAUCAGGCGCGGAAACUGAUGCUGGUGGCGACCGACGGACUCCUGCAUUUCGCCGGAGAGGGAAAGCUCGGGGGUGUAGUGCACCGUCCAGAUUUCCAAUGUCACGUGGACGAGCGCGGGCAAUACUCCAUGGCGAAGGAGUACGAUUAUCCGUCACUGGCGGAGGUGUCGCGGUUGUUGCAAGAGCGCAAAGUCAACCUGAUAUUCGCCGUGACAGAGGAUCGUCGUCACGAGUACGAAUCGAUCGCUGAUCUGCUCAAGGAGCACGCCAGAGUGGCCACUCUGACGAGGAACAGUUCCAACAUCCUCGAGAUCAUCGAGAGUUCCUACCACGAUAUCGUGAGCAAGGUGGUGUUGCGUGACAAUUCAACCGGCCCGUUGCGCCUCGAGUAUUUCUCCGCGUGCGGCGAACAGGCGGGCACAGAGUCGAGCACUUCCGAGUGCGACGGUAUACAGGAGGGUCAAGUGUAUGAGUUUAAAGUCGUCAUAUCGGUGGACGAGUGUCCGAGGAACGAGAGUCUCUGGAGACAAACGGUAGUGAUCGACGAUGCGCUGGCGUCUGAGGCGUCCGAGGUACAGUUCGAAGUCGAGCUCUUGUGCGGCUGUGACUGCAAGAAUGUAGAAAGUUCGCGCUGUGAGCACGGGGUCAACGAAUGUGGCAUAUGCAAAUGCGACUUCGGCUGGUCCGGCGAGACCUGCGACUGCGAUGAGAGUUCCCCGGUAGAAAACCGACUGCAGUGCAUCGCCGCCGACAGCACGCAGGUCUGCUCGAACAGAGGCGAGUGCGUGUGUGGCGCCUGCAACUGCGAUAAGGGUUACAACGGUCGGUUCUGCGAAUGUUCUCCCUGCGACAAGAGCGACGGGAUCGAGUGUGGCGGCAGAGGCACGUGUGAAUGCGGCGUUUGCAACUGCCUGGAGGGAUGGGAAGGCGGCGGCUGUCAAUGUCCGUCCGGCACAGAACUCUGUGUCGCUCCCGGCAGCGAAGAAGUAUGCGCGGGUCACGGAUACUGCGAUUGCGGACAGUGUCGAUGCAACGAGACAGCCGCGGACGGUUUGUACUAUCGUGGCACCUACUGCGAGUCGUCGGCGAGCGCAGGUGGCAGCGGUCUCUGUAUCCUAUAUAAUUCUUGCGUGAACGUCACGGUCGAAUAUCCGGAGAAAGCGGAAGAACUAUGUCAGACCGACACGACUCUUUAUAAAACCGCGCGAGUGGACACAGUGGAUGUAGAUAACGAGCAUUACUGUUUCGUGAGAACGACGCAGGCCAAAAGCACGUGCACAAUACCCUACGUGUACGAGUUUCAAGCGGACAAGACGGUCAUGUUGAGGAUUGGCGAGAAGACUUGCCGCACGCCCAUCCACGCUGCGGUAAUCCCGAGUUUCAUCUUCGGCGCCGUGUUUCUGGCUGGUAUUAUCAGCCUGUUAAUAUGGAAGUGUUGGACCACGAUAAAGGAUCGCAAGGAAUACGCCAAAUUCGUGCUGGAACGGAAGAAAACCGUUUACGCUUUGGACGAGAAUCCGCUUUACCGACCAGCUGUCACUCGAUUCAGAGUGCCCUCUAUGUACAAUGACGAGUGAGAAUAAUUUAGUACCUCAAUUAGCAAUCAUCGUUGCGAAAGAGUGGCGAAUCGUAUGUGUCGCUCUUGUGAUUCUAAACACUUCAAGUGUAUUUAAGACUUGUAAAUAUUUACAAUUAAGUGUCGCAAAAGAGUUGAUUUACAAAUGCGACGCGUAUGCUUCGCACUUGCUCGACUAAUGUCGAACGAAAGAUCGUGUACUUCCUCCCGAGGAUGCUUCACGUAUUUCCUUCCAAAAAUGAUUUCCAGUUGUAAACGAGACUUGCUGUAGGCAAAUAAUUUAGAAAUGAAUAAUUCUUAUACGAGAAAAUAUUGCAGAUUAAUAUAAUACAAGAAUGCUACGUUCGACCUAUA